GGGGCUCUUAAAGGCGCCGCCGCGCGUCCCGCUGGGAUGGGGGCUUCGCUGUGCCGCAGCGCUUCCCCGGGGAAGGCGUAGCCGGUCGCGCUUCCUGCGCCGCCCAAGCCGGUCAUGGCAAGGCCCGCGGCCGCUUAUGAGGUGGCGGUACCGUCCCGCCUCGCCUGCGUCUACACCAGCUGCUACUGUGAAGAAAACGUUUGGAAACUUUGUGACUACAUCAGGAGUCAGGAUCGAUACCCUUUAGAAGAAUUUUAUGCUGUUUUCAUAUCCAACGAUAGGCGGAUGAUUCCGCUCUGGAAACAGAAAUCGGGACAUGGAGAUGAGCCUGUUGUCUGGGACUACCAUGUUAUUCUACUUCAUGUUUCCAGUGGGGAGCAGAACUUCAUAUAUGAUCUUGACACAGUGUUGCCGUUCCCUUGUCCUUUUGAAUUGUACAGUGUGGAGGCCUUUAGGCUGGAUGACAGCCUUCGUCCAGAAUUUCACAGGAAAAUCAGAAUGAUUCCAGCAGAUUUGUACUUGAAGACGUUUGCUUCAGACAGAUCUCAUAUGAAAGAUGCAAAUGGGAAAUGGCAGAAACCUCCUCCUUCAUAUCCGUGCAUUGAAACUGCAGGGAAUCCUUCUUCAGUGUAUGUGCUGAUGAGCUCCAAACUGGGCACAGUGUUCCGGUUCUGGGCUGAUGUACUCUGGUCUCCUGGUUAGUUGGCUGAAUGUUGCAGAGGAAAGAAACUGGUCACCCUGCACCCACUGAAGAUGGAAGGUCACUCACUAUGUUGCUUUAAGAUCCGGGUCAGAAUAGAUUGUAUCAAAUCUAGGAUGUGUAGUUCAAGUUGUCUCUUAUCCAGUACCAGUUUCUCCAGCCUUGUUUUUUGUCUUCCUUGUAUUCACUUGAGAUAUCUCUAUAAUGAUGCAUGCUUCAGUGAGCACAGUGCUGUAAGUCACUGUGGAGUCUGGGUUUAACUGUUGUGGAACAAGCAGGUGCUUUAACUUAUAGCUGAAUCCAAGUCCUGUACUUCAGUGGUGUGGUUCCAUAGGUGAGCACAUGUCCUGCAGGCCAACUUAAAGGUUUAGAAAACAUUUCUGUCAACAAGUGGAACUGGUAAUUCUCUUCCUUUGGUAAAAUAAUAUCUCAGCACAGUUUUACUGGGCAUAAAAGCGCCUUGUUUAAAACUUGAUGGAAGACUGUGUGGCAGACCUUUUGUUAUCAUAGCACAGCCUGGGGAAUUUGGCAUGGACAUGAACAUUAAUACCGUUGCAGAUAACUGUUUUCUCCUUGCUGUUUCACUUAGAUAGUGUUCUACUUUACAUGUUAAUUUGCUUUUGUGUAAGAUUAAAUUGCUUACAUAUUUUAUGUUGGAGGUAACUGGAAUUUAAUCUAUUCUGACAGAAUAGAUCGCAUUGUUUUAGUAUCAAUUUAUUUGUGAGGCAUAUUUAGAUCAGAGUGUUGUUGUUAAUAUUAUUUUGCUGUCCAAAAAAGUAGCCAAAUUCCUAAGCUUUUGAGAUGAUUACAAAAUUAAAGAGAAGUAAUAUGAAAAUCUUGUAUGCUAUGUAUCUUCUUUGAUGUUAAACUGAUAUUUAAAGACUGAAAAAAAAUACGAUAAAAGUGUAUCAGUCUUUUUUAAUAUAUGAACGUUGUACUGUUAAAAAGAAAUGUGCCUUUGAACUCUUGGUAUUUAAUGCUAACCAGCACUCCAAUACUGUUGUGUUGAUGCAAUUUGGUAUAUGCUAAAGCAAAUUAGUUACAUUUAUGUACACUGCUCUUCUUAUCCCCCUCGCUUUUAGCUUUUAGUAAACUUAAAAAGACAAGAAUGUUUGGUCUCAGUACUAAAAUGUUGUCUCUUACAGAGCAGAGCAGCUGUCAAGCCCAAAUAUAGCACUUUGGAAAAGGAAAUUGCAUAAUAUCUUAAGUCUGACGUAAGCUAAAUAGGGCCAUCAUUAGGAUAAUGUAAUUAGCCAAUGCAGAGCUAGGACAGGAUACUUGAACUAGUGAUACUAUUUUAUGAAGUAUACCAGGAUAUGUUUAGUGAAUGUGAAAUUCCUUUUAGAAUUGAAUCAAGGAAUUUCUCAGUAACCAAGUAAGCAUGUUUUCCCUACUCUUGACUCAAAAGGAAUAAUUCUCAAACUAUUUGUGCUACUCAUGGAAUUGCAAAAUAAACCUUCUAAAAUAAGCUCAUCUGGAAUCAUGAAUUCCAGUCCAUGCUUAAAAUUGAAGCUGGAACUAGGUGGUAUUUUUCUUUUAAAAAGAACCUUGGCAUAAUUUUUUAGAAGAAUAAACAACCCCAAACCAACUGACUAAAAAAAAAAACACUCAGACUCCUCAAUAUCUCAUCAGAACUCGUGUGCUAAGCAUUAGCUUUUGCAGCUGGCUCUGCUCUAGCCAUUUCUCAGAGUUAGGCUCUGUGUUUCAUAGUGGUUUUGCUCUGGUCUCUUCUGCUUUGCUGCUGUGUGCGCCAGGAGAACCUGACUAGCCUAACUGUGUGCACAGGGCUUUCUCCCCCAGCAGUGUCCUCAAAGCGGCUCUGCUGGAGUGAGCAUUCCUGGGUUGCAGCAGAUUCCCCUGGUCUCACUUGUUUGCCAGUUGAAAGGAAACAGAGGCAAGUCUGUUAUUUUGUUAAAAUAAUAAAAUGUAAGUAGGUAUGGUUUGGUGCAUAGAUUCAUCAUUCUAGGGCUGGUGAGCCCAGCUUUAGGUUAGUCUUCUUUCCACAAAUUAAUGAGGCCUAAUUCUGCUUACUUUGAGUCUUGAUGAGAUCAGCUCUCCUUACUGCAAGCCUGUAUAAAAUACAGCUUGCACAGUGCAUUUCAAAAUUACUCAGAACAGAUGGUCUUACAGCUUAUGUACAACUCUUAAGCAUCAGCUCUAAUGCUGAAAAUCAUUAGUUUGAAUUUCAGUUCUCCCCAGGUGUUCAGUAACACACUGGCAGGAUUGAUUUGUAAAGGCUUUUUGUUCUAUUUAUUAUCAUUAAAAUCCCUGGUGGUCAUAAAUUUUGGAGUUUUUACUUGUGGUUUUUUGUUGUUUUGAAGAGCAUGAGUGGGACAGCUGGGGCAUUCUGGAGGCACUGAGUAUGGCACAUCUAUGUAAUGGGCAAGCUGCUAGACAGAGGCCAGACAGGUGUCUGCAGUAUCUUUCUGUAUCUCCUAUCUGAGGUGGUGGUAGGAUCCCAGUGAAAGCCAGAAGGAAAGCACUGAAAUGGGUGUAAGUAGCUCUUAUGCACUUCAAGGGAACCUUCUGCUCCUCUCAUCUGAGAAUAAAACUCUGGUCUGUCAAGUUAGGUCCUUACUUCAUGAGCUUUUGUGAAAGUAAAGAAUGAAGUCAGGAUAGAGGCAAUAAAAGUACAACUAAGGAUAGAAGAAGCAUUUAGAUUCAGUCAAUGUUUUUUUGAAGUUACACCACUUUCUGUGAAAGAUAACUUAGGGUGAUGGACUUUGUUUUACACUGAGAUGGACCAGGAUGGCUUGCCCAGUCAGUUAUGUCUCUCCUGUGGGAAGGGAACAGCAUCCUCCAGCUGGGUGCAGUAACAGCCUUACCAACUCUGCCUGCAAAACCAUUCCUCUCCCUGCUCAGGUAAGGGAGGAGGAUCUGAAGAGAACUGUAGACACCUACACAAGUCUGUGAAUGGACCAACUUUCUAAGUAUUUAGGUGCCCCCAAGGUUAGGCAGCAGCAGAACUGGUGUUACAGGCUUUGUUUCAGACUUGCUCAAUUCCCUUCGGCAGCUGCCAUUAUGCAGAGUUAGUCCAAGGUCUGCAAGCCAAGCUGAGGUGUGGGUGAAACACUGCUGUCUAACUAUUGUUAGCAGACGCCACAAGGGUCGUGGCUAACAGUGCCAUCUAAUAGUGCGUGACCUUUUAUUUCAUCCCUGCUUGAGGCAAAAGUGUCAGACUUCAUUUGAACAAAUAAAAUUAUACAAGAAUUCUGCAGUGCACCAAGUAGGUCUCAUUGGCAGUGUGUGUGUGUGUGUGUGUGUGUGUCAAAGUGAGUUUGGUCGAACAGGAAGCCUUGGCUCUGAGCGUGCAUAAGUGCAAGCUGGUGUAACAGCCAUAGCACCUGAGGAGGACUGCAAGUGUAAUGUUAAUAUUUAAAAAAAAAAAAUCUGCUGCUCUUGACCUCUUAUAAAUAUUACUUAAAGCAUGCUCCUCCUUGCUUUUGUGGAGAAAUCCUUUUGGUUUGUCAACUGCAGCAUCCAGGCCAACUCUUCUGUAAAUUCUGCUGUUUGUCACUCCUUCUGCUUUGGGAAGAGGACUUUGUGGUGUUCUCAUGCAUUUUUGCUGACUUGUUUCUGAAAACUGUCCAACAUUACAUGCAUGGCAUUCAGAUAUGGCCCACGAGUGAGAAGUGUGGCAUAGAGAGAUUUAUCUCCUGAACUGAAUAAAAUAGGAGAGGAUUGUUAACUAUGGAUACCUCUCGUACUGUUUCAGUGCCAUCUACUGACCAGUUCUUAAACUGGCUGCUCUUCACUUCCAUUCUCGUUUGUUUUAUUAAAACAAUAUUUCCUUUUAUUAAACUUCUCUGAUGGACUGUGUUAUGCUUUGCCACAAUCCUUCUGAAUUUAAGAGAAUAUUUCAUUUCCUACAGACAAUGUGACAGCAGCCUCUGAGUUGCUAACAAGAGCAGCUGUGUUUUUAACUCUAAUGGGACAAUCCCCUUUAGGCUUCUUUACUGUUUACAGCACAGUUUUAUGAAAUUAUUAUUCUACUAUGCCCCGUGCUCAUAAAGCAGGUAAUUAUUUAUCCUUCAAAUCGUAAACUCUCUGAAAGAUCACAUUAAUUUUAACCAAGACUGUCUGAGAAGAAAACACAAGUUGGGAAUUGGAAAACAGCCUUACAAGUCUACCGGCAAGCAAGAGCUGUUAUCUGCUGCUACUUUUUCUUGAGCUACAACUUCAAAUUACUGGGCUGGUGCUAUUUUAAAUCUCCAUAGUCGGACAGAAAUUAGCCCUGGUCUGUCAGAGUCCCUUCAGCAGUAGGAAGAUUCUUGACUGAAUAUGAGAAUUUUCAAUGUGCAGAGCCCAGACAGGUUACCAAGAAGAGAGUUACAGCCAGACCUUGGAAGUGGUGAGAGCUGGGAUUGGGCAAAUCAUAAACCACUGCCAUAGUGUAGAUGUAGUGCAGAGACCUUUAGGGCCUGGGUUGUGGCUGGGACUUCUGGGUCUGGGAUUCCCAAACAUUGUCUUCCAUUCUUCACUUAUUCUAUCCAUAACAGUAAGCCUAACUACACAAGGUUUUUGCAGCUGAAGCAAAUUCCAUUCUAUGAAUUUUUUAAGCUAUCCAUUAUAGCCUACUUCUGUUUGGUUCUUACUCCUUAAAUGCACGCAUGAACCAUCUAUGUUAAAACAAAUACUUAAAUAUCGUAGGAAAGCUAUAACAGUAAAUCCAAUGGCUUUCCCAGUCUGUUUGUUAAACUUAUUCUCUUACAAUUUUAUUUUAAUGGGCAUUUUAAAAGAUGAUUUGUGCAGAUCAUCAGUGAGAACAUAAAACAACAACAAAAUCACAAAUGUUUGUAUUCAGAGUUGAACAGGGUGAGGAAUCUGAAACCUCUGAUUAGUGUUUUCUGAGUUAGAAAAGCUUCUACCGGGCCAGGUCUCAAAAAAGGCUGUAAGGCACCUGAACCCAACAUUGCACACCAGCACUUUGCACUGAGCUCUCUGGGAUCCACGGAUGGAAGAGAAUGGUUUCUGCGUCUCCUGCAGCAGUCAGAGCAGAUGAAACUCCUAGCAAAGUGCAGUCGUGCUUACUUUUGUCUUGAAGCUAUGGCAGUAAUCAUUUUCUCGCCUCUGACUUCAUUCAGUGGUUCAGGAUUCAAAAAUUCAAAAAAAAAAAAAAAAAAAAAAAGUGUUUGCCUGCAGCCUACAUUCGUGCCCUUCUUUGCUGGAGCUUCCCUUGAGGCUAUGGGCUGGGUUACUUCUGUUUCCUCCAGGCUGCAUGUUCCUCCAUCUUUGCAGUGAGCCAGGGUACAGCAAGGGCAAAGUUCAGGGCUGGAGAUGGAGGAAAUACUGUAGCCUGGAGAGUAACAAACUGUGGGCCAAGGGGCUGAUCGCUUCUGAGAGACGCUAAGCAACUUCCAAUUCUGUCUGUUCUGAUCCAGUUCCUCUGUAGUCAGUGCAAGAGCUGACUCAGUUGAGUUUGAUUCAGAACUUAAUAGGGGAAUAAUCUCUCUCCUGCCUUUGGGUGAUCAAAUCUGUGUGAAUGCAGGAAGAAUACAAGCACCUGUUUGCAUUGCAGUUCCCUGUAUAGGUCGUUACUUGCACCCCAGUUCUCUGGCAGUACUCGACCCUUCUAGACUGCUGUUGCAGAGAAAAGUCUUACUCUUUCCUGUGCAUACUGGUUUCUAAUGACUAAAGAUGCUUGGAAAUCUGGUAGUGUGAUUAUUGCCAUGGGCAGAGAGAGGGAUUGGGGCAAAAGCAACCUUUCAGAGAUGGGAAGUGCAUGUUGUCAUAGCACCAUAUGAUCUGCAGGAUCUUGGCAGACUGCUACUUGGCAAGCGUGCUAUUAACUCUUCACUAUUGUGAACUAUCAAACAGGGGGUUUUAGGCAUUUUCUUGAUGUAUACCUGUGCUAUAGAAGCUGCAUCAGGAGCUUAAAUAUUUCCCUUUUCUGGUCUUUAUUUAGACUCCAAAAUGAACUUGGAUGAUUUCAUCAGUAUGAAUCCCAAAGUGGGAUGGGGGUCAGUGUUCCCCCUUUCAGUCUUUGUGCAUCGAUUUAGCAGACAGACUGAUAACUAUUCCUCAGAAGGACGGUGAAUUGAACAAAGAAUUUCUCCCUGCUUCUGUUCUGAGUCGGUGUGUUUUUGUUUUGCUGCUCUUACAUUGUAUUUAUGGUUUACAUUUCUGUACAUGGAAUAAGUAUUUGGGAAAACAGAAUGUGCAAUCUGAAAUAUCAUGAACUGAAUA
Molecule: messenger RNA, 6886 nt
Organism: Cuculus canorus (common cuckoo)
Lineage: Eukaryota; Metazoa; Chordata; Aves; Cuculiformes; Cuculidae
Gene: NTAQ1
Product: N-terminal glutamine amidase 1
Exons: 6
Coding region: 115-702 (195 amino acids)
Cellular component (GO): nucleus; cytosol
Molecular function (GO): protein-N-terminal asparagine amidohydrolase activity; protein-N-terminal glutamine amidohydrolase activity
Source: RefSeq, a predicted model, not a curated record